Messenger RNA from Strongylus vulgaris, 107 nucleotides. The record is from the annotation of a GenBank genome assembly. NCBI's taxonomy places the organism in Eukaryota, Metazoa, Nematoda, Chromadorea, Rhabditida, Strongylidae.
CUAACCUUGCGCCAAACCCGUUUCUUGUGCAGUCUUAUGGUGGUCCGGUGGUAACGCUUGCGAACUUCAUGGCUACUAAUGCACCUCGAUACACUCAAGCAGCUAAU